This is a messenger RNA of Hyposmocoma kahamanoa, 3549 nucleotides long. It is a transcript of the gene ath, whose product is annotated as ATP-dependent RNA helicase DHX33. Gene Ontology annotation, biological process: positive regulation of transcription by RNA polymerase I. The record is from RefSeq and is a predicted model, not a curated record. Gene Ontology annotation, cellular component: intracellular anatomical structure; nucleolus. Bases 1 to 2133 code for a protein of 710 amino acids. Gene Ontology annotation, molecular function: RNA binding; ATP binding. NCBI's taxonomy places the organism in Eukaryota, Metazoa, Arthropoda, Insecta, Lepidoptera, Cosmopterigidae. The transcript is spliced from 12 exons.
AUGGAUUCAAAAUACACAUCUGUGGGGUUAGAAAAAUCAAACUCCAAUUUGAAAAGAAAAAAUAUUUUCGAUAACUUGAAAGUAAAGAAAGCAAAGCUGACGAAAGAUGGAGAAGGUGUCCCGCCCACAUCUGCAGGUAAUGGACUUGUGGCAGUGCAGAAUCUUGUGCAGAAUAAUGUACAUAGAAUUGGUCAGAAAGAAGACCUACUGGAGGCCAGGAGACGACUACCAGUUUACUUAGUCAGGGGGAGGUUACUAGAAGAAAUAAAAAAGACAGACACAAUGAUACUAAUAGGAGAAACAGGCAGUGGGAAGACCACUCAGAUCCCUCAGCUGAUCCAUGAGCAGCGGCUGGAAGGGGCCGGUAUCAUUGCUGUCACACAGCCUCGGAGGGUUGCUGCCAUUACUAUAGCUCUUAGAGUCUCUGCUGAGAUGAACACAGAUGUUGGAAAUAUUGUUGGGUAUUCCGUAAGAUUUGAAGAUGUGACCAGUUCUCGCACAAAAGUAAAGUAUUUAACAGAUGGCAUGUUGCUUAGAGAGGCAAUAGUUGACCCAUUGUUGAAAAAGUACUCAAUAGUCAUACUGGAUGAGGCCCAUGAGCGCACUGUUAGCACAGACGUUUUGUUUGGAAUUGUCAAGUUAGCUCAGAAAGAGAGAAUUGAAAAAAAAUUAACCCCUAUGAAGAUAAUAGUAAUGUCUGCAACAAUGGAUGUGGAUUCUUUUAGAAAGUACUUCAACAACUGUCCUGUAGUGUAUUUAGAAGGCAGAACUUUCCCUGUCACUAUUUACCACUCGAAAAAGAAGCAUGAGGACUACCAAUAUGCAGCAAUUUGUACAAUAUUCCAACUGCAUGCUACUACUCCACCAAACCAAGACUUCCUCGUGUUUUUAACAGGACAAGAAGAAAUUGAGACAGUUAUGUACAACAUAAAACAAAUAGCUAAGGAGGCGCCUGGGCCGCCGAUCAAAGUGUGUCCCUUGUACGCUGGCCUGCCUGCCGCGAAACAGUUACAAGUUUGGAAGGAGACACCGCAGGGGUCAAGGAAGAUUGUCCUAGCUACCAACAUAGCUGAGGCAUCUGUAACAAUUCCUCAGAUAAAAUGUGUUAUUGAUACAGGAGUAGUAAAAGAAAGAACAUGGUGCACUGCAACGGGAGCCGAGCGCUUGCGCGUGUGCCCGUGCGCUGCGGCGGCGGCAUGGCAGCGUGCCGGCCGCGCGGGCCGCACUGCACCCGGCGCCUGCUAUCGCCUUUUCACCGCUGCUGACUUUGCAGCGCGGCCGCCACACAGCACGCCCGAGAUUGUUAGGUGUCCGUUAGCGCCGACGGUAUUGCUUUUGAUAGCCGCUGGGAUGGAGCCUAGCACGUUCCCUCUUUUGGAUUCACCACCGCAAGAUUCCAUAAAGGCAUCGCUUCUUCUACUUAAAGAAUUAGGUGCCAUUGAUAGUGAAGCAAAUCCAAAGUUAACAAUACUUGGGAAGAAAAUGUCAUCGUUCCCGAUCGAUCCUAAAUACUCAAAAAUCUUACUUAUUGCACCAGAAUACAAUUGUUUAGACGAGGCUUUAAGUUUAGUAGCGGUACUAUCAAGCGAGAACAUAUUCCACACUCCCAUGCAUAAAAGAGAAGAAGCAAUCAAAGUGAAACAGAAGUUCGUGUCGCCUUUAGGGGAUCAUCUCACCCUUUUAAAUGUGUUCAAGGCAUUUUGCAAGGCACCUUUGAAAAAGCAAUGGUGUAAAGAGAAUUACAUGAACCACAAGAACUUGACGUACGCUUAUGAGGUGCGUCAGCAGUUACUGGCUAUAUGUCAGCGAUUGAAUUUAACAGUCUCCAGUUGUGGCGUGGCAACAGAUCAGCUCCUGAAAUGUCUAUUAAGCGGUUUAUUCACCAACUGCGCGUGGUUACGCGGCGGAUCGGCAGCGUCAAGUGGAGGUCGCUACGUCACAGCAUCAGGCUCAGCUGCAGCCUUACAUCCCGGCGGAGUCCUACAUUCAAUACGACCACCUCCUUCAGCCGUUUUAUACACGGAACUAUUGCAAACAAGACGUAUCUACCUCGUUACAGUGUCAGUAGUUCAACCUCAGUGGCUUCAUCAAGUCGCACCUGAUUACGCACGGCGGUGUAGAGCUAAUCGGUGACGUAAGAAGUUUCGAUUCCGUAAUUCGUAUAGAUGAUAUUUAAUAUUAUGAUGAUUUUUCUUUAUUAUGGACAAAUUUUUUAACGGACUGUGUACUUGAAAUCGAGGCGCGGGUACGGAUUGCGAAAGAAGUAGACUAAGAUUGUAUGUAGAAUUAUUUCCGUCUACAAUAGGACAAAUGUAAGGCAAAUUAUAUUUGAAUGUUAGGAUUAUUUGACUGCCUCGAGUGGAGCGUUGACAGUGAAGAUAAAAACUGCCAUUUUUUUAGAUAGGAACACAGAACAGUUAAGAUGAUAGAAAUGAUAAGUAAGCUGCAUAGCACAUUGGUCUCAACUUACAGGCAUUAUCUUGCUAUCAUUCGUCUUUAGUUGCUGAAAAGACAUCAAUUACGCUCAACUUUCCAUAGUUAUGCUAUUUAUCAUUCAUUUAAAUUGUUAAAAUACAUUCUAGUGGUUUGUAGCAUGAAAAAUGAAGGCACAAGCUAGAAUGUUCAAUAAAUCGCAUGUUACAUAUACAUUCAUUACAUAUUUUAUGAGAAAAUUAUUAAAAUACGUGAUUAUACGAUUUCUCCUAAGUUAAACAGAGAAAAUCCACCUUGUUUGUUUACUCAGAAGUUCAAUGUCCUUUGUUUAAAAGUUUUGAGACAUUUAGACUGUUGUUAUCAAUUAUACGGUACUCUUAGAAAUAUGACAGAUUUUCCAACAUGUAUAUUUUGUUGAUUCUUUGUUUUUCAUUUCCACUUUGAAAAAUGAGUAAUUGAGUGUCGGUGUGAGGCUUAUCCCGUUGCGCCCUACAUUGCGACUGUUGGACGGCCUGCCGCUUGAAUGCCGCGAUGAAGUUUUAAUAGCAUUUUACAAUUUGUUUUUGCGUUGCUAGCAAAUUGGUACAAGAACAGGAAAUACAUAUCGAUUUAUACAAAUAUGCACACUCUACUAUUGGAAAAAUAAGUGUAGUGUGAAUAAUAAUUAGAUGUUCAAAAUGUGAAUAAAGAUUACAACCGAGCAAAAAAAUGCUUUUUAAAUGGUAGUUGCCUAUUUCUGCCCCCGUAGUAUGGCUACGCAUGUUAGUCGCGACACGCGCGAUAAAAUUGGAAUAAGCGCGUACUAUCAUGCGUCGCCAUGCUACGGGGGUAGGCCAUAAUACGUUCAGAAAUUCUUUUUAUCUGUAAUCUGUUAAAACUUAUAAUAGAACAGUUCACAUUUUGUAAUAGUAUGUUUUUACUUAAUUUCGUUUAAUACAAUGAUUAUAAUAAACGGUUUUGUUUAAAGUCGUAAAUAAUUUUAUGACACUACUGGUAUCAUAAUCGGGAUCUAAAAUAUUUUUGUACCGCCAUUUUGUCAAAAUCAAAAUAAUCUUUAUUUCAUAAGUAAGCAUUAUUACGUCUUGAAAUCGUCACAUUGCUUAAACUCUACCGCUC